Molecule: messenger RNA, 1761 nt
Organism: Cataglyphis hispanica
Lineage: Eukaryota; Metazoa; Arthropoda; Insecta; Hymenoptera; Formicidae
Product: LIM/homeobox protein Awh-like
Exons: 4
Coding region: 291-1268 (325 amino acids)
Biological process (GO): neuron differentiation; regulation of transcription by RNA polymerase II
Cellular component (GO): nucleus
Molecular function (GO): DNA-binding transcription factor activity, RNA polymerase II-specific; RNA polymerase II transcription regulatory region sequence-specific DNA binding
Source: RefSeq, a predicted model, not a curated record
GCAGGGUGUCGUUCGAUUCUUUGCGAGCCGUGGUGCCCGACACCCGUGCAUCUGCGUAAACGAAUGACGAAUAAUCGGAAUGCACGAUUAGAUUAUCGGACUGAAUCGCGGCGAAUCUGUGACAUAAGUUAGUGAAGAACGUUUGUAUUACUUGAUAGUAUACUUGCGAGGACGAACGUGAGGAGACUGAAGAAUAAUGUAAUUCGGACAAAUCGACUGCUGAUUAGAUCUCGAAAUGAAGAAGAGAAGAAGCAUGUAAUCGCGUCUGGAUUAAUCACAGCGGUGUAAAUAUGAAGACCGAGAUGGAAACGGAGUCCGAAUGCGCGGAUGGCGUACUAUGUGCGAACAACAAUAACAAUAAUAAUACCAGCAAUAACAACAACGUCGCGGUCAUGAAAAAGGGAGACAAUGAUAACGGAUACGAUUCUAUCGAGAUGGAUUGCGGCGGCUGCGGAGAGAGCGUACGCGAGCGCACCGUCCUGUGCGUAGGAGGCCGUACGUGGCACUCCAGAUGCCUAAAGUGUUGCGCCUGUGCCAGGCCCCUGCACGAUCAGCACUCGUGCUUCCUGCGCGGCAUGCGGCUGUACUGCAGGCACGAUUACGCCUUAACUUUCGGCGCGAAAUGCGCCAAGUGCGGGCGUAGCAUGGGCGCCGGGGAUUGGGUGAGAAGGGCCAAAGACAGGGUCUAUCAUUUGGCCUGCUUCGCGUGCGACGCCUGCUCCCGUCAAUUGUCCACGGGCGAGCAGUUCGCGCUUCUGGACGCCCGACUGCUCUGCAAGGCGCAUUAUCUCGACGUGGUCGAGGGUAACAACACGUCCUCGUCGGAGGACUGCGACUCCGAGCACGGCGGUAAGGGCAGCAAGACGAAGCGCGUGAGGACGACCUUUACCGAGGAGCAACUCGCGGUCCUCCAGGCUAACUUUCAGCUGGACAGCAAUCCCGACGGUCAGGAUCUCGAAAGAAUAGCUCAGGUGACCGGUCUCAGCAAGAGGGUCACGCAGGUCUGGUUUCAAAACUCCCGAGCGAGGCAGAAGAAGCACAGCGGCAAGAUUAAGACUCAAAUGCAUCAUUCGCCACCGAUGCAACAUCAUCCCGUCGAUCUAUAUCCCGGUGGGGUGAACGUUGUGGGCGCUUAUCUCGGCGGUUAUCAGGCGAGCAAUGGUAGCGAGAGUCCUGGUAGUCCGUUGACGCCACUCACACCGUUAACGCCGCUCACACCGACGACGCCGAACCACUUGCAGGCCCAAUUCUGCCAUCAAGCGGGAUGAUUUGACGCGCAAACGUUUUCUUUUACGCGUCAAAUUAAUAAUUACGUACGAAAAAGUACUUGAGAAUACAAUUAUUCUCUGACGUAUCUUGUAUAUACCGAGGCAAUGUAAAAUAAAUGCGUUUGUCGAUAAUAUUAUAUAAUAUAUAACGUAUAAAAACAAUGGUACAAUUUCCUAUUUAAAAUUUACAUUAGAUUUAUUUAUUCCACAAACUUGUAACAAUUUAUAUGUAUUUGCGACACAAUGGAUUAAAUUUCUUAAAAGAGAGAAAACAAUCCGGGAUGAUGCUAUUGCGUCGUUUUGAAUUUUCCACAUGAGUACUCUUAAAUCUACAUGUAUAACGCGCGAGGUUGUAUAUAAAAAUGAAUUGUAGCUUUUGUACAUAAAUUUCCUGUAGGAAAGAAUAUGGAAAUAUUAAGAGAGAAAUGUGGCUGAAAAUUUGAUAUCGCACAUUCGUCGCUGCAAUAUUAUAAAUCAUACUGUUAUUAAUAAA